Messenger RNA from Dimorphilus gyrociliatus, 2767 nucleotides. Lineage: Eukaryota; Metazoa; Annelida; Polychaeta; Dinophilidae. The record is from the annotation of a GenBank genome assembly.
AGGAAGCGUACCGGUAGGUCUCGAGAAAGUUAAAGCCUAUUAUAGUUUUGUGAGAUUUGGAUAAUAAAAGAAUUCUUCACUUCCCUAAUAACAGAAAAAGCAACUAGGAACGGAAUGAAAACUUAAUUAACUUAUGUCCUCAUGCAUCAAUCAAGAUUUUUACUGGCGAAUAACGUCUAUUUUAACUUUAAUCGAAAAAUUUGUGCAGUUCUUUAAUUUCGUUUUGGUGCUAUGUUUUAUAAAGCAAUCAUACUUUUUUACAUUAGUUUGCUACAUUUAACGUUAUCUCUUAACAAAGACAACUCAUGCUCCAAAAAAUCUCAAUCUUGCCAAACUUUGAAGAAUUCAAUUUGCCUUGGAGAGAAAUUACCAUACGAUAGCAUCAGUCUUGAAUUAACUGGUUUUAAAAGUUUGAAUGAAUCGUUAAAAGAGCUAAACAAAUGGACAUUUCUAUCAAACAUACCGCAAUGCUGGAAAAGUUUACGUCAAUAUCUCUGUUCAGUCUAUUUACCAAAGUGUAACAAUAGUAUAUUGUCAUUUCCAAGUCGUCAACCAUGCGAAAUCAGUCAGCGACCCUGUCGAAUUGUUACAGAUUAUGGUGGAUGGCCAGAUUAUCUGCGCUGUGAUAAUCCUCAUUUCAAAACUAAUUGUCCCACAUUAUACGUAAGAUUUUAGACAUUAAUUAUGGUUGAAUUUAUUUUUUUAAUAUUUACUAUAAAAGGAACUUCGAAGAUUUCGAAACAAAAGUAGCUGCCCUCCUCCACUUGUAUCAACAAACGAAGGAAUAGAUACUUUCGAUAAGAUAGACGGAUGUGGAAUAUCGUGCAAUAGUACACUUAUUUCUCCUCAGGAAACAAAUAGUUUUCAAAUAAUGAUUGCUACUGCUGCAAUUAUCUCACUAUUAGUUAAUAUAUUCAGUCUGGCAACUUUUGCAGUUGAUUGGAAACAUGCUAGUCGCUAUCCAGCAAUGAUCAUUUUUUGGAUAUGUAUAUGUUUUUGUAUAAAUAACCUUGCUUGGUUAGCUCAGUUUGCACCAAAUGCUCGAAAAGAUAUCAUAUGCAAAAGGGAUGGUAGCUUAAGGAAAGCUGAGCCUCGUGUAAGAUCUGAGGAAACAGUCUCAUGUACUGUUGUAUUUAUUUUUAUAUAUUUUCCAAUAAUAGCAAUUCUUGUUUGGUUUGUUAUAUUUGCAUAUUCAUGGAAUUUAAUACAUAAAAGAGUCGGAUACGGAAGAGAAAAGGUUACAAGACAUAAAACUCAUAUGCAUAUUGCAGUUUGGAGUAUAGCCUUAAUUUUUACUGUAUUCUGUCUACUCUUCUCAGUUGUUGAUAGUCGUCCGUUAGAGGGAAUCUGCUUCCUCACAACUUCAAUGCUAUACAGAUUUCUAUUCCUUUUAUUUCCUGUUAUUAUUGCUACAUUUCUUGGAAAUUAUUUUCUGAUAAAGGGAGUGAUGCUCUUAAUUAGUUUAAGGAAAAGUUCUGCCGCAGUUUUAGGUGAUGUAGCAUCUGGCAGAAUUCAGGACACCAUAAUUAGGAUAACUCUUUUCAUGUUUCUUUCACUAAUAAUAUUGGGAAUUUCUAUUGGUAUUCACAUAUAUGAAUGGAUGAACGAAAGAUUCUGGCACAAGAAUUUAAGGGACUAUAUACUAUGCGUCAAUAAGGUUGAUUGUAAAAUUCCCGAAGGGCCAAAUAUGGGUUUAAAGAAAGUUCAUGUUCUGUUGAAUUUCGGCGCAAGUAUUCUCUUAGCUUCUUGGACAUGGACCAAAGCUAGCUUAAGAAUGUGGAAUAGGAAAAUAAAGAAAGAGGAGAAAGUACCAAAGAAAGUAAAAAAACACAGAAUGAUUGCGCAAGCCUUUCAUAAACGCUUUAUGGCUCAGAAUGGUAGACUAAGUGUUUCUUAUUACUCAAAACAUGAUGAUCCUUUAGGACUUCAUAUGGAAGAUUCGGCUACAUCAAACGAAGUUUCAUCUAAUUGGAUAGCAUCAAUGCCUCGCUUAUUAAUGAGAAGAAACGCGUUAGCAGUAACAGUCUGUAGAUACGGCAAUAGGCAUCAUUCUGAUUCAGAAAUCUCAUGCUCCGGUCAAUCUGCUGUAUCAGAAUUGUCGAAGAAGAAACUUAGCAAAAAAACAGACGAUCAGAUAAACUGUCCCUGCGGACGCCUUCACUCAGCUGCUCUGCAAUACGAUAGUAGUUCAAGCGUUUAUCAGCAGCAUCAGCUAUAUGCAGCAGCAGAAGGUUAUAGACAAGCAGAUCUUGCCCUUGCAGCAAAUGAUCCAGAAUAUUCUGAAGACGAAGACUAUACAGUUUUACCUGCAAUAACUAAACCUACAGUUUUAUUUAGAAAACCCAAAAAAAGAACAAUCGAAAAUUUACACUACAGAAGUUAUAGCUCAAAUAGUAUUCAAACGCAAUAUCAAAACGCUGCUUUAGCCGCCGCUUGUAUGUACCGACCGCCUAACGUAGGGUUCAGACCACAUUUUGGAACUUUUAAAAACGUUAAACCGGCUUCGAAAAAGGAAGAAACUCAAUACAAAGGCCCACCUUUAAACGAAAGUUUUUUUGAAGAUGCUGUUACGCUAAACAGUUAUAAUUAUCUCAUGCGAAAUUGUAAUAAAGAACAAAGUUCUAGCGAAGAGGAUAUACAUUCUUCGGAAUGGUCACCUAGCGAAAAGAGUGAGGAAUUCGUUGAAACUUAUCCAUUAAAAUCAACCAAUUCAGAACCAAUACUUAGCGACCUAAAUAUUAAUGGCGUCAAUGAUCAUAGGGUUUGA